Molecule: messenger RNA, 5939 nt
Organism: Mya arenaria
Lineage: Eukaryota; Metazoa; Mollusca; Bivalvia; Myida; Myidae
Exons: 2
Coding region: 4122-5516 (464 amino acids)
Source: RefSeq, a predicted model, not a curated record
CAGGCGUAUCUAGAUAUCAAGCUAGAAUUGUAACUAUGUUUGAAAUUAGUAUACGAAAUUCAAGUUUAAAUUCAAUAUUUUGAAAGUGAUAUUUUAGAGUGUGAGUUAGUGAUAGAAUAUGAAAAGGAUUUUGCAUCUCCUUUAACGCCUAAGGAUUAAAUAAUGUUUUGUUUUUGGUUAUGUUAGUUCCUCGAUUGUGACGAUACCUGACAGCUUAUAGAAUUGCUCUCGAGCCUGUUUCCUGUCUGUGAAGAAAAUGGCUUCUGAAUACAUAGUACCAAACGAGACUUUAGAAGACAGAUUGACAGGAAUAUUGAGAUUUCUUACAAGGAAAAGUAACGAAGACAACAAUCACAUUAAAAAAUUGAAAAUUGCAUUUAAAAGCAAAGAAUUGUCCAAAGUGAAGCCGUUUACAAAAUAUUCGAAUUCAUAUACGCAGAACCAAAACCAGGAAUUUAACUUGUCUGAUGCUGCCUUACUUGUUGCUAUCAAAAACUUCGAAAAUGUGUACGACAUCUAUGAAGUAGUUAAAGAGAAAGAAGAUAAAAAGAACAAGAAAAUCAAUAAGAAAUCGAAAUCCAAAUUGAGGAUGAACCUUGUACGCGCGCACGUGUUUGAAGACGCAAUGCGUGACUGUCACGUGCACUGGUUCCAACUGACGUACGUGUACGUGUACCCGCGUAAUUGCCGGAUGCUGAUCGGGAUUCCCGUGUACCAGGGAGGAUACAUACACAACAAAAACGAGAAAAAUAGGCAGAUACUGUGUUAGGAAGUAUUUCGGAAGGAUGAUAAAUCGGAAAUUGUAAACAAAUUUUAUAAUAGUUUGCUUAAGGUUUUGUUUUCCUCUUCAUUAAUAUCCAUGUUUAUUAAAUUACCAUGUGUGUCAAUUGAAGCCCAAAAAGUAAACAAACACCACUAAAGAUAUCAAUUUUCAUGUACCUAGUCCACUCAUGUUAAAACACAUACAUUAUGAUUUUCAUUAGCAUUAGUAGGCAAAAUAAUACUUUGUCCAAUGAGAAAGCAGUAUGUAUCAACCGUUAUUGAUUUUAAUCAGUUGAAGCGGUAAAUAUAAACAGUGGGUAGUUUACAAAAUAGUAUGAAGACCACUAAAAACUAUAGGGCAAUUUUUUUCAGUAUGUAUGUGUUUCAUGUAUAUGUAUUUCAAUGAUGUUAGGUUAGGACCUAGAUGCAUUUACAGAAUGUAUUUAUCAGGAUUUGCUCAUAAUUAAUUAUUCCAUGUAUAUAAUUUUUAAAAUAAACAAGAUUUCAUUUUGAGAUAAAUUUCUGGAGGAUUUUUGUAUUCUUAUUUGGUAUAUACGGUCAAAGUUCUCUGAUCGUUGGUAUCUGGGUAACAUUGAAGUUUCUAUACAAGCUUCAUGGUGAUAAAGCAUUUCAGAAAUAUUGAAUUCAGUAAAUCAUUCUGUGAUGAUUAAAUUUAUUUUUCGAAAAUAGUGUUCAUGUAGUGUGUUCAAUAUAGCAUAUGUAUUUAUUUGUGUAUGCUUUACAGGAUUUGUAAAUAUAUUUUGUGAUCUUUUUUAUUUAAGCAUUAUUCUUUAUUCUAGGUAUUUGAAUUAUAGCAUUACUAAUUUGAAAUUUAUUUUGUAAAACUAUGUAAUGGACAUGUUGUUGUUAAAUGCUUGUUCCUGGUUUCUCAUUUUCUGUUGCCUAAUUGGUUGUCAUAAGAAUUGUAACUAUUAAUAAUGGUUUUGCUGUUGAGAAAUGUCAUAAUUGUUUGAAACAUUACAAUAAAUAUAGACUUCAAAUUGAUAGACAGAUUCCUGUAUGAAGUAUUAAAUAAAUGAGCAUUUUAAAUGUAAAAUUCACUUGUGAAUGUAUGCAAUGUUUAUUGUGGGCAUUACACUUUGACAUAAUAUAGCUUUAUAGAACCAUAUUUCAUCCAUGACAUAAUGACGUUCUUCCAAGAGCGUGAACUGGUACGUAGAGAAUGGAAACACCUAAAGGGGACGCAGUUUCACAUGUUUGAACAAUUCCCGAAGGAGGUUACCGAUAAGCAGCGGGGUCUAGUGAAGAAGAUGAAGGAGUUCAGGGAGAAGGGGAAGAAGGCGUGGCUCGUGUACGAUACCCUCUACGUGGACGGACGACCGAUGAGGGACGAGGGGCACGCCGGGUGUGAACUUUCUAUAACCUCUUGGAAUGUGCACGGACUUACCCAUGAAAAACAACAAUCUUCUGGUUUUUUAAAUAUUAUUUCUAGUUCUGAUAUUUGUUUUUUGUAUGAAUCAUGGACCAAUUCUUCUAGCAAUGUAUCUUUAAAUGGCUUUGUCGAAAAAUUCAACAUAGAAAUGCACAUAGAUGUAGUGGAGGAAUCGUAUUGUUUUAUAAAGAACACCUGAAAGAUGGAAUUGAAAUAGUAAAAAAUCAUCAUGAUACUAUUAUAUGGUUAAGGCUAGACCAUAAUAUUUUUAAAACUGAGGAAGAUAUUUAUUGGUGUGGAGUCUAUUUAUGGGGUGAAAAAUCGCCAGCAUACAAUAAUUUUAAUAACGUUGAUCUAUUUGAUACGCUUGAGAAUGAUAUAUAUAUGUAUAGCAAUUUAGGCUGUGUAACAAUAUGUGGCGAUUUAAACAGUAGAAUUGGCAAAAAAACAUGAUUUUAUCAUACAUGAUGAUGUUAAUUUUUCGUUCAACGAUACUGAUUAUGAACCUGACAGUACCCCCGUGCGGGCCUCUGUAGACACUGUACAUAAUAGCCACGGUGUUAAAUUAUUAGAUUUGUGUAAAUCCUCAUCUAUGCGCAUUGUUAAUGGUAGAGUAGGCCAAUAAUUAUACAUAUUUUUCCUACAAUGGAUGUUCCGUUAUAGAUUAUUUAUUGAUGCAUGAGCGAAACUUUUCAAUGAUUAGUGACUUCAAUAUUUGUGCAUUCAAUCAAUGGAGUGACCACUCUUCCUUGCAAUUUAAGCUAUUAUGUAAUUAUGUCACUCAUGAUGAUCAAGAAAGAUCAGAGAUGAAAUAUAGAUGGAGUAAUGAUUAUAGAGAACAGUUUCGCACGGGCAUUAUUGGCUGUUUGCAACGAUUUAAUAACAUUGUUAAUAAUAUUGAUAACACUAGACAAUCUGUAAAUGACGCUGUUAAUGAAUUUACGAAUGUUAUACGUUCUGUUGCUGACCCUUUAUUCUCAAAAUGUCAUAAUGUCAAUAAUAAAGCAUAUUUCCAUGUGGACACAUGUAUUAAAAAUAACGAUUGGUUUGACGCUGAAUGUAUUGAAGCGCAUAACGUGUAUUUAGAGUCAUUACGUUUGUUUAAUAGCGAUAAAUCGCAUGAAAAUAUAUUGUUAUUAGUAGAACAUAAACGUGUGUAUAAAAAUAUUGUUAGUAAAAAGAAAAAUAAUGCAUACAGAUUAAAAAUGCAAGAAAUAGAACAAUUAAAAAAGUAAGCCUAGAGAUUUUUGGAAAUAUUUUAAACCAAAAUCCAAACCAACGGCUGACAGUAAACCAAAUGAAACAUUUAGGGAAUAUUUUUCAGCAUUAGGUAGUAGUGUCUUUGAAUGUUUUAACGAAGAGUCUGAAAUUUUUUGCAACACGCAUGAUUUUGAUAAUGUUGAUGUUUCAUUUUCCGAAUUAGAUCAGCCUAUAACUGUCAAUGAAAUACAUAUUGCUAUUAAAUCAUUGAAGCGUAAUGAAUCUUCUGGGAGUGACAUUCUGAUGAAUGAAUACUUUAUAGAGACGUUCGAUAUUUUGCCUUCGCAUGUAUGUAAUAUUUUUAACGGUAUUUUAAACUCAGGAUUUUUUCCCGAUAAGUGGAUGGAAGGUGUUAUUAUACCAUUGCAUAAAAAGGGAAAUUUAGAUGACGUUAAUAAUUAUAGGGGAAUUACACUCGUUAGUUGCCUGUCUAAGCUUUUUACAACUGUACUAAAUAAACGCAUUGAUACAUUUUGUAACGAACAUAACAUAAUUUCGGACGCUCAGUUCGGAUUUCGGGCGAUCAACUGUAGAUGCUAUUUUUAUUCUUACGUCAUUAGUGCAAAAAUAUUUGAAUGACAAUAAAAGACUUUAUGUUGUUUAUGUUGAUAUGAUGAAAUGUUUUGAUUCUAUUUAUAGAAAUGCUUUAUGGUUGAAACUGUACAAAUGCGGUAUUCAAUGAAAACUACUUAGAAUAGUACGAGAUAUGUAUCAAAAAGUUAAAUCUUGUGUUAAAUCAUGUUUUACAUAUUCUGAUUACUUCGACUAUGCUGAAGGCCUCCGUCAAGGAGAAGUUAUGUCCCCUUUACUAUUUUCUCUCUUUGUUGAAGACUUAGAAUUAUUUUUACAGAAUGAUGUAGAUUCUGGACUUCUAAUUGAUGAUAUUGUCCUUAUAUUGUUGUUAUUUUCAGAUGACAUGGCUAUCGUAGGAAAAUCACCUGAAGAAAUACAACAACAUUUGAAUAGACUUUUAGAAUACUGUAAUAACUGGGGUUUAUCUGUAAAUAUACUUAAAACAAAAAAUAUGGUUUUUCGUAAAAGGGGAGGGCUAUUGCCAUCAGAACAUUGGACCUACAAUGGCCAGUCUAUUGAAGUUGUGAAUGAUUUUAAUUACUUAGGAACUGUUUUCAACUAUACUGGUAAUUAUGCUUUAAACCAAGAACAUUUAACUGGUAAAGCUUUAAAAGCACUAAAUGUAUUAUUAUGUAAAUGUAGGGAAUAUGACCUGAAACCAAAGAUUCUAUGUCAACUAUUUGAUGCUUUUGUAGCUCCUUUUCUAAAUUAUGCUUCGGAAAUAUGGGGUUAUACCAAGUCAAAAGAAAUUGAAAGAAUUAAUUUAAAAUUUUGUAAACGUCUAUUAAAUGUUAGAAAAAAUACAUGUACAGCAAGUGUUUACGGUGAGCUUGGCAGAUAUCCUCUUUAUGUACAUAGAUUUGUUAGAAUUAUACAAUAUUGGCUUAAGGUUGUAAGAAGUGAUAAUAUCAUAACGCGCACUGUAUAUAGGUAUGCAUUAUCAGACUGUGUAAUAGGAAAGAAUAAUUGGGUAUCAAAUGUUAGAAAGCUUUUGAGCGAGUUUGGCUUUGGAUAUGUAUUUGAUAAUGCCAGUGUACCAAAUGAAAAGUAUUUUUUGUGUGAGUUAAAAACUAGAAUAAUUGAUUGUUUUAGGCAAAAGUGGUAUCGCUCUCUUGAUAGUCCAGUCUUGUUUUUGUAUAAAGACUUUAAAACCACUUUUGGUUAUGAACAUUAUUUAGACAUUUUACCUAAAAGCUUACGCCUAUUCUUUUGUAGACUUAGACUUUCUGUUCACCCUUUAAGAAUUCAAACGGGUAGAUAUAACCGUAAUCGAAUUCAACGUGAUAAAAGAUAUUGUUUAUGUUGUAAUAGAAGUGAUAUAGAAGACGAGUUCCAUUUUAUUUGUAUUUGUCCAUGUUUUAAUCUUAUUAGAAAGAAAUACAUCAAACGUAAUUAUUAUAUACGUCCGUCUGUACUAAAAUUUAUUGAACUGUUAAAUUCAACAAAUAGACAAGAACUUAUAAAACUAUCUUUAUUUGUCAAAGAAGCGUUAUGUAUAAGACGAACAACUCUUAAUAUUGAAAUAUAACAAUGAUUUAUUUUUUGUUAUAUUUUUGUUCAUCCUCACCUAAUUUGAAUAUGUCCAUACAUCUGUAUUCUAAUUUACUCAUUAUUGUAUUACCUGUGUUCUCACCAUGUGUUCAAUUAUUAUAUGUAUAUGGUUAAGAAGAUGAUGUACUUUGUACAAGUCUUAAUAAAUUAUCUGUUCUGUUCUGUUCAUAAAAUUGUGAUAUUUACAAUGUUUACAAUGUAUAUAUAAAAUAUUCUAGGAACAUUUUCAUAAGAGUCAUCGGAUAUUUAUUUUUUCAAACUUAAAUUCAAUACAUUUCCUUCAAGGGCUGUAUUAUUGUUGUGUAUAUGUUUAUACAUGUUUAUUUUAUCAAUUUACAUUAAAAUGUUGUUGUUUUUUGGUUGUGUUUUUUUUUUGUAAUCUUGCGAAAUUCCCCUUUUU